AUGGAUGAUCCGCCCUCAUCGAAGUGGGAAAAAAUGGUUAGUAAAAGGAUAAAAGAAUGGCGACUCGGUCUCGAUCUAUCAGCACUAGACAUCAUCGUCACCGACCAACUGAAUCGCCUAGGGAGCCAUGGCCUGCCCUUGACACGCGAACUGAUCGGGGUCGGUUCGUCAGCUUUGAUCUACCGAUAUACUGUACCAGGGCGAGGGAGCGAGCCUAUGAGCCUGGUCGCACGUGUCAUCUACCCCAGGCAGCCCUAUUGGAAGACGAAAGCAGAGGCUGCUGUGAUGAACCUAGUACGAGCUAGGAACGUGCCGGUACCUAAGGUGUACCAGUGUUCUUUGACGGCGUCGGAUAAUCCCGUCGGUGCAGAGUGGAUUCUCAUGGAAUAUAUGGCGGGAGAGCGACUGGAUGACGUGUUCGAUAGCCCUGAAUUUACCAUGGACAAGAAGAAGCGCGUCAUACGGGAUCUGCGUUCUACCAGCGAACGAUGA
This is a messenger RNA of Dacryopinax primogenitus, 492 nucleotides long. RefSeq lists its product as uncharacterized. NCBI's taxonomy places the organism in Eukaryota, Fungi, Basidiomycota, Dacrymycetes, Dacrymycetales, Dacrymycetaceae. The transcript has 3 exons. Bases 1 to 492 code for a protein of 163 amino acids. The record is from RefSeq and is a predicted model, not a curated record.